Messenger RNA from Microdochium trichocladiopsis, 812 nucleotides. RefSeq lists its product as uncharacterized. NCBI's taxonomy places the organism in Eukaryota, Fungi, Ascomycota, Sordariomycetes, Xylariales, Microdochiaceae. The coding region runs from base 188 to 646 and encodes 152 amino acids. The record is from RefSeq and is a predicted model, not a curated record. The transcript is spliced from 2 exons.
CCUUGGUCCAAUUGCGCCACGCCAAAAAUGAAACAGUGCCAGCUCUGACCUCUUCGGGCGUGAGCGCAAUUCGCACCACUGAGCACGAGAGACAGGAGGAGAAGCCUUGUGCUUACGGCCAUGAAUCAUCACUCUCCUGGAGUCGGGUCGCUGGAAGAAUGGAAGCCGCUCAGACCGUGCGAUUCGGAUGGAGUCCUUAAAAUGGUUGUUUUCCCUGUCCAGCAUGAAUUCUGCGAGCGGCACAACCCAUCCGGUGGCUGAGCCCUGGAGUUCAGGGUCCGGCGCCAAGAGCUGCCAUGUUUCCUAUAUGGCAAACUUGAAGCCGAUCUCUGGUCUACACAAUAAGUCUAGCCGGUGCUGGGCCGAACAGCAAGUCCCAAGCAGAUGUGGCUGGCACAGGCUCGCAAGCAUAGCGCCAUGCAUUCCAGAGGCUGUGACAAGCUGUGCAAUGUGCAAUCUCAGACUUGUCUGGGGGAUUGGGCAGGUUUCAAGCGUGACAACACUGGCGUACGUCAGCUCUGGCCAUCCCUGGCUGUUCAGCUAUCGCUUCUUCAUCGGCAGACCACUCACUCUACCUUUCGAUAUCCCAGCUCAGUCUCGUGCAUGGUCACUGAAAUCCAAUAUGAUCCAUUCCACCUGCAGAUGAGCACCAGCAACUCAUUGCAGCCAUCCUCGGGGCAUGGUGAACCCGUGCUCGCCAUUGAGUGGGUUGAUAUAGCUGCCCUCACUCGAUACAUACCAAGUCGUCUGUGACAAGCCUGCCGUCAUGACAGCUCAGUCAUAAACACCCACUUUCCAGUCCCAAUCAAGCU